This is a messenger RNA of Rattus norvegicus (Norway rat), 2529 nucleotides long. RefSeq names its product gamma-aminobutyric acid type A receptor subunit alpha6 (gene Gabra6). Gene Ontology annotation, biological process: regulation of postsynaptic membrane potential; gamma-aminobutyric acid signaling pathway; monoatomic ion transport. Lineage: Eukaryota; Metazoa; Chordata; Mammalia; Rodentia; Muridae. Gene Ontology annotation, cellular component: postsynaptic specialization membrane; membrane; GABA-ergic synapse. Gene Ontology annotation, molecular function: GABA-A receptor activity; transmembrane signaling receptor activity; monoatomic ion channel activity. The record is from RefSeq and is a predicted model, not a curated record.
UCCUCACAGGUCCUUCUAAUUCCAUGCCAAAACUAGCUGUGGAUUUCUUCCUUUUAAUCUCCCCUGAUGCCUUAGUCAAUUAUUGUCAUUUCUCUGACUCUCCACUUUCCAACUGAACCAGUCAGAGGAGGCUGGGUAUCUGCAGGACUUAAUCUAAGACCACAAACGACCCUAUUCCAUGAGAAAAGACAGAAAUAAGACAAAAAAGAAGGGAACCCUUAACAUUUUAUUGGCAAACCAUUCAUCUAUUGGAUUCCUGACUGGUCACAGAUUGAGAUAAGGAAUAUGAAGGAUUUGGAAGAUUUCUCCAGUUGAUUGUCAAAGGAGAUCUGGCUGAGGGGAGGAAGAAAGCAGGAGGGUGACCUGGCAUUUCAGUGAACUAUAGGAUGCUGUUGCUUCUCCCCUGGCUCUUCAGUUUACUAUGGAUAGAAAAUGCCCAAGCUCAACUUGAAGAUGAAGGGAACUUCUAUUCUGAAAAUGUCAGUCGGAUUCUUGACAACUUGCUGGAGGGCUAUGACAACCGUCUACGGCCGGGAUUUGGAGGUGCUGUAACAGAGGUCAAAACAGAUAUCUAUGUGACCAGCUUUGGGCCUGUGUCAGAUGUGGAGAUGACAUGGACUGAUGAGAGGCUGAAGUUCAAAGGCCCUGCUGAGAUUUUGAGUUUAAAUAACUUGAUGGUCAGUAAGAUCUGGACUCCGGACACAUUUUUCCAAAAUGGGAAAAAGUCAAUUGCUCACAACAUGACCACCCCUAACAAACUCUUCCGAUUGAUGCAGAAUGGAACGAUCCUGUACACCAUGAGGCUUACCAUCAACGCUGACUGUCCGAUGAGACUGGUUAACUUCCCUAUGGAUGGACACGCAUGUCCACUCAAGUUUGGGAGCUAUGCCUAUCCGAAAAGCGAAAUCAUAUAUACAUGGAAAAAAGGACCGCUUUAUUCAGUAGAGGUCCCAGAAGAAUCUUCAAGCCUCCUCCAGUAUGAUUUGAUUGGGCAAACAGUUUCUAGUGAGACUAUUAAAUCGAACACAGGUGAAUAUGUAAUAAUGACAGUCUACUUCCACUUACAAAGGAAGAUGGGCUAUUUCAUGAUCCAGAUUUACACUCCGUGCAUCAUGACAGUCAUUCUCUCUCAAGUGUCUUUCUGGAUUAAUAAGGAGUCGGUCCCAGCAAGAACCGUCUUUGGAAUCACCACGGUUUUAACCAUGACCACCUUAAGCAUCAGUGCUCGGCACUCUCUACCCAAAGUGUCCUAUGCAACCGCCAUGGAUUGGUUCAUAGCUGUAUGCUUUGCGUUUGUCUUUUCUGCUCUCAUUGAAUUCGCAGCUGUCAACUACUUCACCAAUCUCCAGUCCCAGAAAGCCGAAAGGCAGGCACAGACUGCAGCCAAGCCCCCGGUAGCAAAGUCAAAAACAACUGAAUCACUGGAAGCUGAGAUUGUUGUGCACUCUGACUCCAAGUACCAUCUGAAGAAGAGAAUCAGCUCUCUGACUUUGCCAAUCGUUCCAUCUUCUGAGGCCAGCAAAGUCCUCAGUAGAACGCCCAUCUUACCAUCAACGCCGGUCACUCCCCCAUUGCUCUUACCAGCCAUUGGCGGCACCAGCAAAAUAGAUCAAUAUUCUCGAAUUCUCUUCCCAGUAGCAUUUGCAGGAUUCAACCUUGUGUACUGGAUAGUUUACCUUUCCAAAGAUACAAUGGAAGUGAGCAGUACUGUCGAGUAGUUUGCAGCCAGGAAAAGCUGGACACUGUAAUUGGUUAUUUUCCAUUUUCCUCGCUUACAGAACACAAAUUAUUGUGUUAGUAUAAAUGGUCUCAUUUCAGAAACUAAAUGUCUAUAUUUCAUAAUAUGGAAUAAGCAUGUUUGGGCUAAAAACAAUAAUAUUACUCUUCAAAAUUAAAUUUAGAAAGCUACUGAAAAUAUGAAUUUUCUGUAUAGUAAAAUUAAUAAUAAUAAUAAUAACAAUAAUAUCAGCAUUUAUGUGGAUAAGGUAGAUUCAAAAUGAGUUUGCCAACCUUUGUCUUCAUUGUUCAAUAUUUUUAAUUGUCACUGUGAAUAACAUUUUCCACAAAGCAGAUAUAUUCAGAUAUGCUGACCCUUCUAAAGCUUGCCUUAAAUUUGUUUAUUUUGGCUUAGUUUCUACUCUAAACAUUUAUUGGUAUGUUUAUACAGCAUGCUGGAGGCCUUUGCGAUUUUACAAGAACUCUCACUGGCAUUGAACUGCUUAUAUUGAGAUUAGACAUUUCUUUUUAACCUUGCUGUGUUCUUUUACCUCAAUAAAAUGUGGCAUUAUAUACACAUAAAUAAUACAUAGUUUAUAAAUUAUGUAUGCAUAUGUACAUAGCUUUAGUUAUGCUGCAAUACUGUUGCUAUUUCCCACUAAAUUCACCUUUAAGAAGAUGAUGCUUGACAUAACACCAGGAGGUUCUAGGAAGGUCACUCAAUGUACUAUGACUGUAUAUUCUGAUUCGGAUUACCAUUGUGUGUUACACUUUCCUAAAUAUAAUGCCAAAUAAAACCACAAAAAGCCUGCA